AGUUAACACUCAACAGUGCUAAUAUUAACCGAUUUCUCAGUAAAAAAAUUAAUUUUAUUCACGAAUUUGUGCAGGCUGCUGAAGGACAAUAUAUAUGCAUUUGAUUCUUCUGAGCCUUCCACUUAUUUGAUUCUAGUGAGAAGCGACGAGUGUGGGAGUGAGAGAGAUGGAAGAGAUUGGUUUUUUGGGGUUGGGUAUAAUGGGCAAAGCCAUGUCUAUGAAUUUGUUGAGCCAUGGCUUUAAGGUUACUGUAUGGAACCGCACUCUCUCGCGGUGUGACGAGUUGGUCAAGCAUGGAGCAACUGUAGGAGAAACUCCUGCAGCUGUAAUAAAGAAAUGCAAGUACACCAUAGCAAUGCUGUCUGAUCCUGCUGCAGCUCUAUCAGUGGUUUUUGAAAAAGAUGGUGUGCUAGAGCAAAUUGGUUCCGGGAAAAACUACAUUGACAUGUCAACUGUUGAUGCUGAGACUUCGUCAAAAAUUAGUGAGGCAAUUACAUCAAAGGGCGGUUACUUCCUGGAAGCUCCAGUAUCAGGUAGCAAAAAGCCUGCUGAGGAUGGUCAACUGGUAAUCCUUGCUGCUGGAGAAAAGGCGUUAUAUGAUGCAGCCCUGCCUGUAUUCGAUGUAUUGGGGAAAAAAUCUUUUUUUCUAGGGCAAGUCGGCAAUGGAGCUAAAAUGAAGCUUGUUGUCAACAUGACUAUGGGCAGCAUGAUGAAUGCAUUUUCUGAAGGAAUUGUCUUGGCCGACAAAAGUGGACUGAACCCUCAAACUCUUCUUGACGUAUUGGAUCUUGGUGCUAUUGCGAACCCCAUGUUCAAAAUGAAGGGACCAUUUAUGAUCCAGGGCAGUUACCCCCCUGCAUUCCCUCUGAAACAUCAGCAGAAAGAUAUGAGGUUAGCUCUCGCCCUUGGGGACGAAAACUCAGUUGCGAUGCCAGUGGCGGCUGCUUCUAAUGAGGCAUUCAAGAAGGCUAGAAGCAUGGGACUAGGCGACCUUGACUUCUCCGCUGUGCAUGAGACUGUUGCUUCCAGCAAAAGCUCAUCAUAAUUCUACCAUAUAAAUCUGCAUUCGCCUCAAACGUCACUGCUGCUGGUUUUGUCAAUUGGUCGUGGAAUAAUUUGCAGAAUGUUAGACGAUGCUUAGCAGCAGUGAUCAUGUUAGCACUGAUGUUUGCAGUUUAUCAAUUUGAGAUUAAGAUGAUGGAAACACUUUUGAUUUGCGUUGAUACAUCAAAAGGAGCUUUUGAGCA
Messenger RNA from Salvia splendens (bonfire salvia), 1247 nucleotides. RefSeq names its product glyoxylate/succinic semialdehyde reductase 1. Gene Ontology annotation, cellular component: cytosol. Gene Ontology annotation, molecular function: NAD binding; oxidoreductase activity; NADP binding. The coding region runs from base 167 to 1045 and encodes 292 amino acids. Lineage: Eukaryota; Viridiplantae; Streptophyta; Magnoliopsida; Lamiales; Lamiaceae. The record is from RefSeq and is a predicted model, not a curated record. The transcript has 8 exons.